Prorocentrum cordatum is the source of this 868-nucleotide messenger RNA. Lineage: Eukaryota; Dinophyceae; Prorocentrales; Prorocentraceae. The record is from the annotation of a GenBank genome assembly.
AGAAGCCUGAACCUGAGGGCGUUGAUGCCAGAGCGCGUGAACGCGGAGAUCUCCAAGCGAUACGACAUACACCCCAACGAGGUUGGAGCCGGAGGCUACGGCAAGGUGUACGUCGCGUCGGACAGGUUCACGCCGGCGAGGAAGGUGGCGAUCAAAAAGGUCCUCGUGUUCGACGAAGAGAAGCGAAUAGCAUUUAAGAAGGAGUCCAGCAUCAUGAAGACGUUGGACCAUCCACACAUUUGCAAGCUUCUGGAGACCUACGACCAGGGAAGACAUAUGUUCUUCGUCAUGGAGUAUUGCGAGGGGGGAGAAGUUUUCGAUCGCAUCAUGGACAACGGGCUCAUUUCGGAGUCGUCCACAGCGGGCAUCGCCAGGCAAUGCGCGGGCGCCCUGAAGUACGCCCACUCGCACGGCAUUGCCCACAGGGACAUGAAGCCGGAGAACAUCUGUUUUGUCUCCAGUGACUUGUCCAAUGACGACAUCAAGGUCAUCGAUUGGGGCCUGGGCUUCUAUUUCGGAGAGACGCAGCGGAUGAGCUCGGCGGUGGGCAGCCUCACGUACGCGGCGCCGGAGGUGCUGGAGUCUUCCACCGGCAGUGGCUACGACGAGACCUGCUCCACCAGCAGUGGGCGCGCGAGUGCUUGCAGCCGCACGAUGGGGGCGGCCUUCGACCUUCUUCCCGAGCUCCACGUCCACGGGGAGCACGAGGCCACCUGCGACGUCUGGAGCCUCGGGGUGCUCAUAUACGUCAUGCUCUGCGGCAAGCCCCCCUUUUGGGGCAACUACCAGGCGCAGCUGAAGAGGAUGAAGGCCGAGACCUUCCCGAUGUCGGACAGCACCUGGCAGAGCAUCUCCGACGACGCGAAGG